Messenger RNA from Talaromyces rugulosus, 942 nucleotides. RefSeq lists its product as uncharacterized. Gene Ontology annotation, cellular component: membrane. The record is from RefSeq and is a predicted model, not a curated record. The transcript is spliced from 4 exons. Gene Ontology annotation, biological process: mitochondrial electron transport, ubiquinol to cytochrome c. Gene Ontology annotation, molecular function: quinol-cytochrome-c reductase activity; 2 iron, 2 sulfur cluster binding. The coding region runs from base 1 to 942 and encodes 313 amino acids. Lineage: Eukaryota; Fungi; Ascomycota; Eurotiomycetes; Eurotiales; Trichocomaceae.
AUGUCCAGCCAAUCACAGGCGGCUGAUUCGAUUCCGGGUGCUUUUCGGCGGGCGCUUACGACCAAACCAGCUCGGAAAGGCCAACCUCAACCUCCAAAAUCCUCGAGUUCCCGACGACCCGUCAGAGUCACCACGCCCUCUGCCUCCCCUCGUGCUCGCCCUCGCCCUUCUCUGUCUCCAAUUCGCAGUUGUGCAGCUCUCGCAGCAAUGUCUCAACUCAGCUCCGCCUCGGCCACCCUGCUGCGCUCCUGCGCCCGCCAGCAGCUGCCCUCGCACGUCGCUCGCUCCGCGGUUGCCGGCGUCCAGCAGCAGCAGCAACGAAGCGCCUCCAAUGCUGGCGCCAAACCGUCCUUUCAGAGCCCCUUUGCGAGCGCCGAGGAGGCCGAUGCCACCUUGAAGAUCCCCAGCUUCAAGAAAUACAUGUCCAAGGGCUCGCCGUCGACGAACAAGGUCUUCUCGUACUUUGUUGCCGGCUCCAUGGGUCUCGGCUCGGCUGUUGGUGCAAAGGCUACCGUGCACGACUUCCUCACCAACAUGUCCGCCUCUGCCGACGUUUUGGCCCAAGCCAAGGUCGAAAUUGCUCUCGGCACUAUCCCCGAAGGCAAGAACGUUAUUAUCAAGUGGCGUGGCAAGCCCGUCCUCAUCCGUCACCGCACUGCCGGUGAAAUCCAGGAGGCCAACGACAUUGACUGGAAGACUCUCCGGGAUCCUCAGCCCGAUGAGGACCGUGUGCAGAAGCCCGAGUGGCUGAUCAUGCUUGGUGUUUGCACUCACCUUGGUUGUGUGCCCAUUGGUGAGGCUGGUGACUUUGGUGGCUGGUUCUGCCCUUGCCACGGUUCCCACUACGACAUCUCCGGCCGUAUUCGCAAGGGUCCUGCUCCGUUGAACCUCGAGGUCCCCGCAUACAGCUUCCCCGAUGAGGAAUCUCUCAUUAUCGGUUAA